AUGACGGAUGAUGGGCUGAUAAGAGCCGACUCAGGAGGGUCGUCAGCAUCAGCUCUCUCCACUGGUCUUCAAGAUGAAGACGUUGACUUCAUCGACCUAGACUACUAUGAUAGACAGUCUCGGUCUUCCAACUCGGCUUCCAAAAGCACAGUCUCCAGCGUCCCUUCCAGUCAGAUAAGCGACAUUGUCAGAAGUGUCGAUCCGGUCUGCCGAAACGCCAUUUCAGCUUGUAUGAUCGACCCAUUUGGAACGUUGCCCAUAGAGGUCGAUGGCGUCACCAACCAACUACUUCAUUUCUAUGGCCAGCAAAGCUAUUGGCAGACAGCCUAUGCAUUGUCACCCAGUGUCAAGGUCAGCAUGAAAGGAUCUUGGGAAUACCAGGCUGGGAUAUCAACUACCCACUUUCACAUUCUCAUGGCUCGCUCAGCCUUGCAUCAACUCAGGAUGAACCGAUGGGCCGCCGGCACUACCCUCAGACAUCUACAAUUCGCAGCUGCAAAGCAUCAAGCUGAAGCAAUAACAAUUCUGAGAGAAAAUGUCGCUCAGGGUACGGAUGCAAACGUGAAAGAGAUACUCACAUCGGUGAUUAGUCUAGCUACGUUCGAGCAGCGGUAUGGAAGUCGUGAGAAGGCACUCAUGCAUUUCAAAGCCGCUCGAGACCUCUUCAAACAGAUCGGUAUAGGUGACGGACUCGAUGAUCGCCUGCGAGAGGAACAAGCCCUCUGGUUUGAAGGGAUCUAUGCAGACCCCGGCGCCAGCUUCAUGUGGAGCACAGAGGAUGCCACCGAACGCCUAAGCUGGUUGACCAGUCUUAUAGACGAAGUGGAUCGUAUCUGGAAAGAUCAACAACUGUUACCCAUUAACUCGAGGAGCGCCUUUGUCCCGUUGGAAAGUCGACUGCGAGAAUUCAUCUCCCGAGACACUGCUGGAAGGAUCAUUGGCGCAUACGGAGAUAUAAACGAGGCUGCUCUACAAAUAAGAUGUCUCCUGAUCCUAGUGUCUGUUAUCGCCAACCUCCACGUUCAGUUUGGCGGCAAAAAACACACGCCAGGCGCGCCGAAACUUCAAGUUGUCGUGACGGCCGCCCGAGGCUACGCAAGCUGGAUCGAGGACAUGCUAAUCAAAAAUAAACUGGGUGAGGACCAAGCGAUUGCUGACGUGCUCUGGAUCAUGCUGCAAAACUUCCGCGAUAUGGAACCUCGCAUGACCGCCGGACUGGCACAACAGGCAUUGAACCGGCUGAAUAUGCAACACGUUCACUGGCACGCCUGUGGUAUUGCCAAUAUCGUCAAAUACAUGCCCGAACAUCGACGUAUACUGUUACGGGACUGGCUACUUGCUUUUGUCGGUGGGAAACGAUAUACUGGGAAGCUCAAGUUGAAUGACUUCAUCUUCAGCUAUACCGAUUUUACCGAUUUCAGCGGGAGCAAGAUCUAA
Molecule: messenger RNA, 1437 nt
Organism: Exophiala aquamarina CBS 119918
Lineage: Eukaryota; Fungi; Ascomycota; Eurotiomycetes; Chaetothyriales; Herpotrichiellaceae
Exons: 1
Coding region: 1-1437 (478 amino acids)
Source: RefSeq, a predicted model, not a curated record